GGGAGCCUCGGCGGGGGCCGCCGCGCAGCAGGACCCGCGCCUGGACCGGCGGCCGGGCCUCGCCAUGACCGGCGAGAAGAAGAAGAAGAAGAAGCGGCUCAACCGCAGCGUCCUCCUGGCCAAGAAGACCGUCAUCCGCGAUGGCGCCGGCCGACAAGGGAUCGGGGAGCCCAGUGUGUACCAUGCCGUGGUGGUGAUUUUCCUGGAGUUCUUUGCCUGGGGGCUGCUCACUACCCCAAUGUUAACGGUCUUACACCAGACUUUCCCUCAACAUACCUUCUUAAUGAACGGUCUGAUCCAUGGAGUCAAGGGUCUGCUCUCUUUCCUAAGUGCCCCGUUAAUUGGAGCCCUGUCUGAUGUCUGGGGUAGAAAAUCCUUCCUGCUCCUCACCGUGUUCUUCACCUGUGCGCCAAUCCCUCUCAUGAAGAUCAGUCCAUGGUGGUAUUUUGCCGUCAUCUCCAUGUCUGGAGUCUUUGCUGUCACCUUCUCUGUGAUUUUUGCCUAUGUUGCUGACAUCACGCAGGAACACGAGCGCAGUACCGCUUAUGGCUUGGUGUCGGCCACGUUUGCCGCCAGCUUGGUGACGAGUCCCGCCAUCGGCGCCUACCUGUCCCGCGACUACAGCGACACCCUGGUCGUGGUGCUGGCUUCUGGGGUGGCGCUGCUGGACAUCGGCUUCAUCCUGCUGGUGGUGCCAGAGUCCCUGCCAGAGGAGAUGCGCCCCGUGUCCUGGGGGGCGCCCAUCUCUUGGGAGCAAGCAGACCCCUUUGCUUCUCUCCGCAAAGUGGGCCAGGAUUCCACCGUACUCCUGAUCUGUAUCACGGUCUUUCUCUCCUACCUGCCUGAAGCUGGCCAGUACUCCAGCUUUUUCCUCUACCUGCGCCAGGUCAUCAGCUUUUCCUCUGAGACGGUGGCAGCCUUUAUUGGGGUGGUUGGAAUUCUUUCCAUACUGGCUCAGACUGUUGUGCUUGGGAUUCUCAUGAGGUCUAUAGGGAACAAAAACACCAUCCUUCUGGGCCUAGGCUUUCAGAUCCUGCAGCUCGCUUGGUACGGUUUUGGAUCGCAGCCUUGGAUGAUGUGGGCGGCUGGGGCCGUGGCUGCCAUGUCGAGCAUCACUUUCCCUGCCAUCAGUGCCAUGGUGUCAAGGAACGCCGAUCCCGACCAGCAAGGUGUGGUUCAAGGGAUGAUCACCGGCAUCCGCGGCUUGUGCAACGGGCUGGGACCUGCUUUCUACGGCUUCAUCUUCUACCUUUUCCACGUGGAGCUGAAUGAGAUGGCCGGGGUGGAGCCCCUGGGCAAAGCCUCCAAGGCCAACAUGGCCAACCCCACCGAUGAGAGGGGAAUCAUUCCCGGGCCCCCUUUCCUCUUCGGGGCCUGCUCCGUCCUCUUGUCCCUCCUCGUGGCCUUGUUCAUUCCCGAGCACAGCCUUGCCCUGAGGUCGGGCAGCCACAAGAGACAUGGCAACGGGGCCCAGGCCCACAUCCACGGCCCCCCGGGGGCAGGCUCAGACAGCAAGGAGCCCUUGCUGGAGGACAGUAGCGUGUGAAGGAGUGGAGGCCGCCUGGAGCUUCUACUC
Molecule: messenger RNA, 1576 nt
Organism: Euleptes europaea (tarantolino)
Lineage: Eukaryota; Metazoa; Chordata; Lepidosauria; Squamata; Sphaerodactylidae
Product: hippocampus abundant transcript 1 protein-like
Exons: 12
Coding region: 65-1546 (493 amino acids)
Biological process (GO): transmembrane transport
Cellular component (GO): membrane
Molecular function (GO): transmembrane transporter activity
Source: RefSeq, a predicted model, not a curated record